GGCGGUGGCGCGUGGCUCGUGAGGGCUUGGUCGGGUCGCGCGGCGGGCCACCCCUGCCCUGGGGCGAGGCUCCCUCCCGCUGAGCCUCAGCUUCCUCACUUGGCCGAGCCUGAGCGCGCCCCACACCGGCUCCUUGGGGCUCUGGGGCGUCGCUCCGCGGCCCGCCUCGGUUGACUGAGGCGCAGGGGCCCCCGCGCGGGCCGGGAUGUUCGUCCUGGUGGAGAUGGUGGACACCGUGCGGAUCCCCCCGUGGCAGUUUGAGAGAAAGCUCAACGACUCCAUUGCCGAAGAGCUCAACAAAAAGUUGGCCAACAAGGUCGUGUACAACGUGGGGCUCUGCAUCUGCCUGUUCGACAUCACCAAGCUGGAGGACGCCUACGUGUUCCCCGGGGACGGCGCGUCACACACCAAAGUCCAUUUCCGCUAUGUGGUGUUCCAUCCCUUCCUGGAUGAGAUUCUGAUCGGGAAGAUCAAAGGCUGCAGCCCGGAGGGAGUACACGUCUCUCUAGGGUUCUUCGAUGACAUUCUCAUCCCCCCAGAGUCACUGCAGCAGCCAGCCAAGUUCGACGAGGCAGAGCAGGUGUGGGUGUGGGAAUACGAGACGGAAGAAGGAGCGCACGACUUGUACAUGGACACCGGCGAGGAGAUCCGCUUCCGUGUGGUGGACGAGAGCUUUGUGGACACGUCCCCCACGGGGCCCAGCUCGGCCGAGGCCACCUCUUCCAGUGAGGAGCUGCCGAAGAAGGAGGCCCCGUACACGCUGGUGCUUCGAGUGGGGGCAGCUGUUCUCCGUCAAGGCCAUCCCGUGCGUCCUUGGAGGCUGGGGCUCCCGGUCACUAGGAUUUCCUGGCAGGACUUAGCGCAUGUCCGGCACUGGCCUGCAGGUGCCCGUGGGAUCCAUCAGCGAGCCGGGCCUGGGCCUCCUGUCCUGGUGGACCAGCAGCUAGCCCGGGGGCGACGGCGGCCGCGGCCACCCGACUGCUGACCUGAAGACCCCAUCCCGGCCCCGGAGAAGGCGGUGCCACCAGCCGUGGAGACGACAGCAGUUUCUGCAGGUGCCCUACCAGACUGUUCCCUCCUUCGCCAUCCUGGCCCCUGCUCCCUUAAGUCCCACUGUCCCUGUGGACUUCAGCCUCUUGGUGACAGCAAAGUAAUAAACAAAGGCAGCAUCAGGGAGGA
This is a messenger RNA of Suricata suricatta (meerkat), 1179 nucleotides long. It is a transcript of the gene POLR3H, whose product is annotated as RNA polymerase III subunit H. NCBI's taxonomy places the organism in Eukaryota, Metazoa, Chordata, Mammalia, Carnivora, Herpestidae. Gene Ontology annotation, cellular component: RNA polymerase III complex. The transcript is spliced from 8 exons. Gene Ontology annotation, molecular function: DNA binding; DNA-directed RNA polymerase activity. The coding region runs from base 206 to 985 and encodes 259 amino acids. The record is from RefSeq and is a predicted model, not a curated record. Gene Ontology annotation, biological process: transcription initiation at RNA polymerase III promoter; DNA-templated transcription.